Messenger RNA from Coturnix japonica (Japanese quail), 9247 nucleotides. The record is from RefSeq and is a predicted model, not a curated record. NCBI's taxonomy places the organism in Eukaryota, Metazoa, Chordata, Aves, Galliformes, Phasianidae.
UCAGCCCCGCGCCGCUGUCUGUGUGAGCCGGCCCGUCCGCGCUGCCCAUCUCCAUCACCUCGUCAUGUUCCGCCGAGCCCGCCUCGCAGUGCGGCCCAACGUGCGGCCCGCAGGGAAGGCUGCGGCCGGGGCGGCGGACACGGAGCCGCAGGGCUCCUCCACGGCUCCUAAGGAUGAGGCUGCGGCGGCCGACAGCCUCCCGGCCGAGCACCGGGCCCACAGUGAUGAGAAGACUGACAGCUCAAGUGGUGCUGGAGAAGCUAGUAAACCUACAGACAUGCCCACGCAGAGAAGAAAACGAAUUUCCACUAUGCCCAAUCUUGUCAAACCCAGAGCUGGGCCUUCAUCUGAUCUGCAUACUGCAUCAAAACCACAACGGCGAGCAUCACAGGCUCCUGAUGGCAGUGCUUCCUUUCAGAAGGAUUCUCCCCCAUCAGAGAGAAGUCAUGUUGAAAGUUCUUCAAAGUCUCCCAUGCUACGUGAAAAGAAAACACCUGUGCCACAAGUGCCACAGUUUUCCCCACUAAAAAAAUCAAUGAACAAAGAGCAAACUGUUGCUGCUCAAAAAAAUGAUGAUACCUUAAAAAAUUUACCCUCCCCACUUAAGGAAAGACCAACACAGGAAACGUCAGUGGCACAGGAGGAAAAGCUACCUCCAAAACCAUCUCCUGUGAAAGAGAAACGAAUAUGUUCUGACCGUGAAAGGAUCCUCAAAGCUCGGAAGUUAAGAGAAAUGCUUAAAGAAGAGCUGAAGAAAGAGCGGAUGAAAGAGUUGAAACACAGGCCUCCAAUAAUUGAAGGAUGUUCUCCACCAGAUCGCUCUAAAAUGACCAUGAGAGACUUGAUAUACUACCUACCAGAAAACAAUCCAAUGAAGUCUUCGUUAGCAGAAGAGAAGAGGACAGAAAAGAGUUCUACUCUGGGUCAAAUGAAAGAACAGGAAGAGAAAAGUACUCCCGAUCAUGAAGAGGAAGAUGAGGAGGAGGCAGAGAAUGAGGAGGAAGGUCAGGAUGGUCCACUUCUAGUUCCUCGUGUGAAAGUAGCCGAAGAUGGUUCAAUUAUUCUGGAUGAAGAGAGUUUAACUGUAGAAGUUCUAAGAACAAAAGGUCCCUGUGUUGUAGAAGAAAAUGAUCCUAUUUUUGAACGUGGCUCUACAACUACAUAUUCCAGCUUCAGGAAAAGCUUUUAUACCAAACCAUGGUCAAAUAAAGAAACAGACAUGUUCUUUUUAGCUAUCAGUAUGGUUGGAACGGACUUCUCCUUGAUUGGACAAUUGUUUCCUCACAGAGCCAGAGCAGAAAUUAAGAACAAGUUCAAACGUGAGGAAAAAGCAAAUGGAUGGCGGAUAGACAAGGCUUUCAAAGAAAAGCGGCCCUUUGAUUUUGAAUUGUUCGCCCAGCUUCUUGAGAAGGUCUUGGCAGAUGAGGAAAAGAGGAGGCAGAAGACUGUGAAGAGCCAGAAGCCAAAGGAAAAGAAGCCACCGAGGCCUAGGAAGAAGCCUAAAGCAAAAGCUGCCAACACAGAAACCACUGAUAAUCAAGAUGAUCUUCAGGAAGCAAGAAUUUCUGACACAGAAACAGAAGCAGAUACUGUGACAGCUGAGAAGGAGAAUAAGGAAUCGCUGGGUGUUUCGGAAGAGGCAGAAGAACAAGUUUCACUAGAGGCAGCGUUAGUAAAUAAAAAAAGAAAAAGGAAGAAAAAAGAUGAUCUUGAACAGGAAGUGGAAAAUCAUCCGGAAGAGUUGGCUGUCCCUUCAAAAACUGCUGAGGAAGGAAAAUCAUCUAAGAAAACAGGAAAAAAAAUGGUCAAUGAACCCGACGCUGCUGAUCAUACUGUCUGCAGGGAAGAACUGGGCAGCGUUACUGAAGAAGAACAAGAUGAUCUGCCUGCUAUAGAGGAGGAGAGAUCAGUGUCCUUUAGAUCGAUGGAUGAUGUAACAGAGAGAGAAAGUGAUGUCAAUUUAGGCAGCUCUCAAGAUAGCAAUGAUGUAAAACUAGUAAUGGAACCUACCAAAGAGGGGAGCCUAGAUGUCACAGGUGAUACAUCACAAGAAAUUCAGCUUUCAGAGUGUCCAGUUUCAAGAACUAGAAGCAAAGAAAGUCAGCUUGAAGAAGCUAGAGAAACAACGAAUGUAGACGCACAUGGUUUACAUAAACCAGAGGAAAAGCAGAAUGCAUCAGAAAGUGAUUCUCAGUCUCAAAUAACGAAAACUGAAAAGCCAGCAGAGAGGAGGCGCUUGCAGAAACCUAAACCCAAUAUAAUGAAGUUAUCUGGUAGGAAAGAAGCAGUAAACCAUGAGAAAAUGGAAGCUGAGACUCCCUCUCCAAAACUUGUGAACACUACUGAAAAGUGCUCUGAGGAAGACAGUGGAAGAAACAGAAGUACAAUCGCAGAAGCAGAAAGCAUGGAUUUGGAUACUAAAUCUGAGGAGCCUGAGAAAACUGUGCUUGCAGUACCAAGAAUUAGAGGAAAUCGACAGAGGUUUAAGCCUAAUCUUACAAGGGCAUCUGGAAGGAAAGAGCAUGAAAACAACACAGAAAAUGAUAAAAUGUCCCAUCCAGAGUCUAAGGAAGAAACUGAAAAGAGUACUGACCAAAGCAAUAAGUUUGAUGUUAACAGUGGAGAAGCUGUGGAAAAAGAUGAUAAAGUCUUGGAGAUGGUGUCUCAGUCUAAUGACAUGGCUGGUUCACAAGAAGGCAGCAAAGAGAGUGUGCUGAAACCAGCACCUUUAAAAAGAGGCCGAGUGCAGAAACCAAAACCAAAUCUAGAAAGAACUGUUGCAUGGAGAAAAGACCAUGGACAUGAAAAAGAUCCUGAAGAGGAGAAAGCUGAAGGUGGAGAAGCAGAAGGACAUGUGUUACACCAUGUGAAUGAAGGCAAUGAUUCAUGCCACAAAAAUGAUACGGCUGAUGCUCCCAAGGAAAGUCCGCAGAAACUAAAAGCUGUUGAAAAUGAAAAAGCGUCUUCAGAUGUCUUGAAAGAUGCUUCAGAUUUCAGUACAGGGGAGUCUGGUCCUGAGAUCCAAGAAGACAAAACUGUUACUUCAUCAGUUCGGUUACUGAGGAGUCGAUUCCAUAGGCCAAAGCCAAAUUUCAGAACAACAAGUAGAAAGGAAGAGAUGAAUGUAAAUAAAGGUGUAUCACAGGAGGAUGCCAACAAGAAAGAAAGUUUGAUGCAGAGUAGUGAUGAAUCUUGCAUCCCUCCAGAUACAGAUAAAGCAGAAAACUGUGAAAACUGUGAAGUCCUGCAAUCACUGGAAUCCUUAGGAAAGGCAGAGUCAGUUGGCCCAAAGGAUGUUUCUGAAAGUUCAAGUUUUAAGUCCCCAGACACACUUUCUGGAUCAGAGUGUGGCAAAGUGGAGGCUUGUCUACCUGUAGAUAACCCAAAUGAGACCUCAAGUACUAAUGCUGGCAUCGAUAGAAAAAUCACAGCUCAGGGUGAAAGUAAACAAACACCUCUUCAACCUGUCCAGUUAGUGAGGGGUGGAUUCCAGAAGUACAAGCCCAACUUGGGAAGAGGUGUUAGAAGGAAAGAAUUACAAACACCAGAAAAUAAUGAAGAUAAAAAAUCUGAAGCAGAUGAGUUGGAGGUGCAUCAAACUGAGUCUGCUCAUCAAGUGUCAGCCAUCGGUAAAAAUGAAGCUGAAUUGCAUGAAGGAAAUGUAUUGAGCAAUGAGGAACAGGCACAGGAAGAGGUACCUCAGGUGCCCUGUAUUUCUGAAAACCUAUUGGGUGAACAAAGCAGGUCCAACAUAAAAUUAAGUUCUGGAGAAGAGAGUAAUCAGUGUGAUACAAAACCUUCACAGCAAGCAAGGGUGUCCCUCAGGAACCCAAAGCCAAACCUAGCAAGAGCUCACAGAAAAAGGGGUCAUUCUGAAGAAGACAGAAACAGAAGAGAUGAAGAUGAUGCUGAGACUAGAAAUACUGAAGAGCAUUUGUUAGAAAAAACAGUGCAAAACUCCAGUAACACAGAAGAAGCAGCUUCCUUCACAGAGUCUACAAGAAAACAUGAUUUUACAGACUCUGAGAAGCCGUCCUGUAAAAGAAUCAGGCAGAAUAAUAGUUUACAGUCUCCAGAGAUAUCAUUAGAGAAUAAGAGUCAAGUGGAACAAGAAGAGUCUCAGCUUUCUGCACCUCAGCAAAAAAAGUCAGAUGAUCAAACAAGAAGACAACCUAGGAGGUCAUCAAAACAGAUAGCACUACCCAAACAGAGAUUGGAGCUAAGAACUGAUUCAUCUUCUGCUUCUGAAUGUGAGGCCAGUUACUGUGAGAAGGGGAAUCAAAGACAAGAAGUGAAAUCAAGUGUUACUAGAGGCAAAAGCAUGAAAACUGCCCACAGAAAGAAACCUGUGAAGGAGCAGAGAAGUUCAAAAACAAGCAGCCUGGUGACCCUCCGGGCUUCUCAAGAAGAAGAGGAGGAAGCAGAUGACUUUGAGCCUGAUGAUGAAGAUGAAUGUUUUGCUGAAGAGGAAGUAAACAAAGCACCAGUGUUUGUUCCUGUAGGUCUUAGAUCUCCUAAACCUAUUCCUGUUCAGAUAGAGGAGACGAUGGAAGAGCUGGAUAUAUCUCUGAAUAUCCCAGUGGUGCCAGUGGCUACUGAUGUAGAAGGUCUUUCUCAUGUGUCUUUCCAGCCAGUCAUACAGAAGGAGGAAGAAGGAAACACCUUACCAGCUGAAGCAACUGAGCAUGAAAAUCCAGAAGUGGACAAAGGAAUUAGUGAUGGAAGCACUGAAGCUGCCAUGACUUUACUUGCAAUGGGUGACCCAACGUUCCAGUUAAAAGCAAGCAGUGAAGAAUGGACACGUAUGUCACCUGCGCAAGAUGAGAUGAAUGUGGCCAAUAGCCUUGUGAGCCACAAUGAGUCAGAGCCAAACAGACCUCCUAAUCAGUAUGUAGUUUCUUCAGCUACUUCUGCCAAGGUGCCUUGCAAGGAUGGAAGCAGCGUUAAUGUGGAGGAUGGAAGCACUUGUGCAGGAACAGGCGCUGAAGAAUAUUUCAAGAGAAAUGCAACAGAUGCCAGCAGUGGUUCUCUGCCUUUGGUGAAUAGUGAGAGACCGAGAAGUCCCCAGAAGUCAGAUCCAAACAGCGGAGUACUGAAGUCUAAUGAAAGUGUAAUUCAGAAGCCUCUUAGUAUGAAUGUAGUUAUGGAACAGCUCAACAGUGUUCAAAGUGAGUCUAUGGACUCGAGAGGUAGUACGGAAGUGCAAGAGGCAGAACAGGUCAGGGCCGGACCAACUUCAGGGGAUGCUUCAAUCCUUCAGAAUUUUGGAACUAGUAUGGAACUUGUCAAGCAAAUGGACAACAAAGGGAGCUAUACAUCUUACAGAACACAGAAAGAGAUGAAGGAUGUUUGUGGAACUUCUGGGCACUUGUCACCAGAAUGUGUGGAAUCUCAUCUUGGGCCACAGGACUAUCUGGAUGGAAGUUCUUUGGACAGAGCUGUGCAAAAUCCUUGCCCUGCCAAGGACAGUCAAUGUACAGUCAGCUUAGCUCAGAAUGAAACGAAUGCUAAGGAUUGUCAGCAGCAACAUAUAAGCAGCAUGGAAGAGACUUCAGUGAAUGAUGAUCGUAGAUGUCCAGAGGAAGAAGAACAGACAUUCAUUUUAACAUUGGUGGAAAUCCUUGCUGACUCAGGAGGGUUCGAUACAUCUGCUUUGCAGGAACAGACUUCAGAACCAUUACUACCAGCACCAAUACUUAUCAGCCCAGUGAAAUCUAGUGGAACCAGCUUGACUGAAGUGGGGAGAAACAGCAUUGGAUCCUCAACAACUGCAGCUGAUGAACUUGGUGAAUGUUCAAACAGCAGUACGGAAACCAAACAACAACAGAUUGUUUCAGUAGAGCCUGUUCUAACUUUGGUGCAGACAGCUCAAAAAAGGUCAGCUGCUGAGCCUGCAGAGAGCGAUAUUCCUCCUGUCAAGAGAACCAUAUCUACUGUAGCGGACAGUAACGUGGAAGGCCCUUGUCAGGGGUAUUCAAGUAAAUCCACAGAUACUCAAACAAGAACUUCUGGCAAUCCUUUCCAAAAAAAAGGGGCUUCAACAAAUAAAAAUGUUCCUACUGCUGCCCUGCUGUCUGAGCCUGUUUCAACGCAAGAUGAGAGAAGCCAGUGUGAAACUUCAGAGAAUUCAGGGAAAGCAUUGUUUCACAAUUCAGCAUCCAGUCAAGAGGAGGUGAUGUGCAGGUUAACCUCCAGCAGAAAAACAGAAAUAAGUGAACAAGGAGAACUGGGAGAUAAACACGAAGCAGCACAGUUGGAAUGUACUGAAAGCCAAACAGAAUCUUCAAAAACUCCAUUACUCAGAAAAAGUAGUUCUGAAUUUGCAGAAGAACUGCAAAGGAAGAGAGGAGAGAUCCCAAACCCACAGACUGGGACCACAAAGCAAAGUCUGAAAGAAACAACUCCAUCUAAUAAGGAUGACAGGGAAUCUUGUUCCUUUCCCUCUAGAAGCACAUCAUCAUUUGUGCAGUAUGACAACAUAGCUGCUGAUGCUGUAGUUGUGGCUCCACAUAAUGAACCAUCUGAUAAACCUCCUCAUCGUGAUGAAGAUCGAGAGAAGGAAGAGGAGCCAACCAAAAUCUCAGAGUAUUUUUUCAGUGACAUCUUUAUGGAAGUAGAUGACCCAGAAUAGCAAAAUAGGCUUUAUAGAAAUGGUGGGAUCUUAGUGCAACUAAAUUAAAAGCUAUUAUUUUUUAGGAAAACAUUGUUUGUUUUAAUAUUAACUAUGCCAAAUUUAGCAUCAGUUACUGUUAGUAACUUCCAUCAGGAUGGAAUCAUUUUCUUCUAAAUGGAUGUUUUCAAAACGUUGACAUAAGCUAAACAACUACGUUGGUGUCAUUGGACCAGAACAGUGGCUGCAGGAUUAAUUUUCACUUGUUUGGAUUUUGAUAAUAAGUGCACAUUGUCUUCCAGAAAAGUGCAAUGCAAAAAAAUGCUUAUUCUUGUGACGAGCUGCUCCUUUGGAUUUAAUGCUGAAGACUGCGGUACUGAUUGUACAAGUUCUUUACUUCUUUUUGUGAAGUAUGCUGUAUUAGUAUGCUAUGAGGAAAAAAAUGAACCUUUUAUUUGCAGUGUAAUCUCUGUAGAUCAGGCUGCAAACAAGGAAAGUACCAUCAUAAAUGCAUAGUUCUGUUCAGCACUGCGGGUAUUUUUAUUAGCAUCUCCAAAUAUGUAUUUUUAUAUUUAAGAAGACUUGCAUAAGCUAAAAGACCCUAGCCUGAAAAGCCCAAUGACUUUAGCUCCUUUAAAAUGUACAGAGGAAAAACCUGAAUAGCAUUUCAUUUAUACAAUGAUAAUCCUUGGAACUGUCCCAUUGGAGUGAGAGGAAGAGGUUGAUGUUUCUCAGUAUAAAUGCCAGUUUCCUUCUGUUGUGAUUAGCAGGAAACUAAGCACCAGACAAAGUGGGAUGAAGGAGAACAGAAGUUGUGGGUUGAGAUAAAAACUAUUUACUAAGACAGAAAAGGAGAAUGAAGGCAAACGUGCGAUAACAUCAACAUCUCUACAGUGCAACUACUUCUCGCUCACCGACCAACACCCAGCUAACAAUACAGCUGCCUGCUGACUGAUGCCCUGCUACCAACUCAAGGUCUCACUACGUGCCAACUGCAAGCAGCAGCCCCUCCCCACAUCUUUACAGCCUUCUGCAUAACGCCGUGUGGUGUGGAAUAAACCCCCUUGCUUCGUUCAGACCAGCUGUCCCAGCUCCAUCCCAUGUGGUGGCUCUUCAUGACUGAGCUCCGAGAUUGCAAACAUCACUCAGCAAGAACCAAAUAUGUGCUGUCAAUAUUGUCUCAGCUGGAACCAGGACAAAUCCUAAAUCUGAAAACAAAGGGGUUAGAUGCUGCUGCUGCUUCUUUCUACAUGUAGGUGUAUGUGUCUGCAGUGGUGCCCUUUGUUGCACUUAUUCAAAGCAGCGCAAACAACUGACUCUAACCCACAGUGAGGUUGCUUUAAGGAUUUGCUACUUGGAGGCGGUUGUAUUUGAACCAUUUUCCUCAUGUUCCAGGUUUACUUGUACUGAAACUCACCGUAAAAUGUUGGUGCAGCUUUAGAUUUUAGCUUGUUCCCUUGUAGGAAAAUUGUCUUGUUGAAAUAGGAAAGUUCUUUUGAGUUCUUAUAGGUGGCCACUGAGAGGUCAAGUAAUUCUUAGAUGUUACUACACAAAAAUGAGCAUGUAGGUAUAAGUAAUCCAACUAUUUCUCCUGGUAAUUAAUAACAGCAAUUAAUUUUGCGAAAGAAAUUGUUAUGAAAGAGAAAUUUGGAAUUGUAUUGUGCUCUGCAGAAACUCGUCUUCAUGUUGGGGCUGGGUAAUAAUUUAUUUGCAAAUGUUCACAUGUAGUUAUGUACUGAAUUUUGAAAUUCUUCAUGAAGUUUGAGAAUGUUUAGCAGUGCUUAUGAAUGGACAUUUAAAACUUUGUCAACAAGGAAGAAUACAUAGGAAAAACUACUGCUAUUGCAAGUUGUAUUAGGAGACCUCUGUCAGCCACACCGCCCAGAGAGGCUGUGGAUGCCCCAUCCAUCCCUGGAGGUGUUCAAAGCCAGGUUGGAUGGGGCCCUGGGCAGCCUGGGCUGGUGUUAAAGUGGAGGUUGGUGGCCCUGCUUGCGUUAGGGGGUGGGGAGUGAUCCACCACCACCAGUUCCUGUUGGGAAAUGUCAGAUCUUUUGUUCUGCCUAGCACAUUUAACUUGAAAUGUGUGCGUGUUGUCUUACUUGUAAGCAUUAGGAAAUAGAUGAGUGUAUACAUGCAGUUUGGUGUAUAUCUUGUAGAUAUUUCAUUUUGUUGUCUUAGCUCUGAACACACGUGGCAUGUUUCAAUCCCUUUUGCACUGACAUAGCCUAAGAAUACAUUUCUGGGGAUCUGGCUAUGAAACAAUUGCCGUAAGUAUUUUUCCAAAGUGAUAACCAUUGUGCAUUUCAUUGCAUACACUUUGGCUUGCCUUUUGUAUCACACGUUACCAAGUAAUUGUUUCAUUACUAAGAUUUAAGGUGCCUUACCUAUGUUGUUAAUGGAGGCUAUGCUUUUCGUUCCCUGCAGUAAACGUUUGCACUUUGUUUCAAAGAACAAUCUGAAUAGAGACAGAGAGGGUUAUGUUUGUCCUGUGAGGGUGGAUGUUUGGCAAUGGGAUCUCAACGGGACUCCUGCCUGGAGGUGCCUGCCGCCUGUAUAAUCGCCCACAUGCUUUCUGUUUCAAAGGAAGUUGUCGUUGUCCUGUAUGUGUAAAUUAUGUAAAUAAAUUAUUUUAUAUUA